CGUCAUCACAUUCCAUCUAAGAACUGCUCACUUCGAACUGCAUAAAUGCGCCGGGCUUUGCGAACGGAACGGCGGAGACACUGUACAGAAGACACAUGCAGCCGGAGCGGAUUUUACGGAGAGAAAGGCACUUUUUUUGUCUGUGUCGGAAAAACGCUCGUUACCUGCCUAGAUCCGCACGUUUGUUGAACUGUGUCCGCCUGUACAUCCACUGUGCCCGCCGUCGAGGACUGCCGAUCUGUCCCAGCGCAUCGUUCCAGAUCUUCAUUAGUGCUUCCACACAUGCAUGCAAAACACUGAGGAAUUCCGGUUUACAGUCCAGACUCCUCUUUUGGACAAAGAAUCGGAACGUUUUUUGUUACAUCUGGGAGCCGCGCUUCGCUCAGAAAGUGUCCUGCUGACAUUCAAAGCAUGCACACCUCUGCGCAGAAGACAACAAGACACGCGAGAGGUCCGUCUCUCGGGGAGAAAGCAUAUGUUUUAUUUCUGUCAAGCGUGCAAAAUUCAAAGGGAGGAGGGAAAAGCGGCCUCCAAAACCUUCUUCGUCUCCGUUGCCUUGUACAGCUCUCGAAUGCAACACCGAUAGCUGUGACACUUUUUCGCUCCAUCAGCUGCCGCUGUCCCUUCUCUGUGUUGGUCGUCCUUUCCCGCUCGUUUCCUUCUUGUUUCUCGUCCUUGUUUCUCUGUCUUCUACCUGUCCUCUCCUCCAAUCACCCUUCUACGCCAUCUCCUGCAGCGCCUCCUCUACCGACUAACCGAGCUCUCGGUCUCGGUCUGCGCUGUCUCGCUCCGCCCGCCUUGCUCGCCGUCUCUCCGCAGCUUCCCCUGUUUCGUCUUGGCCAUUCUGCGUCUGUCCUCCGUCUCUUCUGCUUCUUUUCUCUUCUCUUUCCUCCAAACAUGUCGGCGCUAGAGCGACUUCUCGGCCCGACGCUUAUCGGGAGAGGAGACCGCCAGGUACCUACCGCCUCGAUCGACUCGGGUGUCAUCGGCGUCUACUUCAGCGCCCACUGGUGUCCACCUUGCCGUCAGUUUACACCAAUGCUCGCGAGGAGGUAUCAGGAGUUGAAGAGUCUGAACAAAGCUUUCGAGGUUGUCUUUGUCAGCUCCGACCACGACAAAGCUUCUUUUGACGAAUAUUUCGGGUCGAUGCCCUGGCUCUCUCUUCCCUUCGAUGAUCGCGCUCGAAAGGCUUCGCUGUCGCAGACGUACAGCGUCCAGGGCAUUCCAACUCUCAUUCUGAUUGACAGCAAAGGUGCUUUGGUGGAUCGAAACGGACGACAAAAAGUGUUCGAUGCAACUUUUCCGCUGACCUUGCCAGAUGUCGUCGAUGCAGAGGUCAGAGGCUUGACUCUUGAAGGAGUCAUCGACGCUAUCAGCUCCGACGGAAACCUCAGCGAGGAAGCGAAGCUCACUGGAUACUCUACCGUAGUAAAGAUCCUCAACAACAUCUUGAGCAAUCCUGGAGAUCCGAAGUAUCUGAUGUUGAAGAAAAGCAACGCUUCAGUUCAAGCGCGAAUCGGGAAUCGAAAUUUCGUGAAAAUCUUGAAACUCGCUGGAUUUCAAGAAACAGCCGACGCGUACAAAUGCGGCGAGUGUCCUGACACCGCAAAGCUUCGAGACGUCAGAGACGUCGUCAGCUCUCUGAUGAUGAGCUUGUCUUGAGCAGCUUCUUCCCUCGAAGAGCCUCUGCCGUCACCUCUGUCUCCUGGAGGCGGAGAAGAAAGAUUCGGGACUUUUCUUCUGCAAAGGUGCAAGAGAGAGUGGGGAAGGACGAACAGAAGAGAUCUUCUCCUUUGCAACAACCCUGUGUAGGGAAGCGCGAGCGUCUGCCUCUCUUGAGCAGCACGGAAACAACUACUUCGUCAGGCGUUGCAAGGUGCAGAGGCGUGAGAGGAAGAAGAACACUUCACAGAGACAUGUCUGCGUUCGCUCGUAAGAAAACAGCGGAGAACAAAGACGGCUGUUUCUCGACUUUUCUGCUCGAGUGAAGAGCCCAGAGCGAGGGCAGUCUGCUGAAGACUCCCGAGAUGGAAACGGACAGAAACGAGUGAAAAAAGAACACGACCGAGAUCGCGGGACGAGGCUUUCUCGAGUUUCGUGAGAGCCGACUCGCGGCGUUUCUCCGCGUCGCUUCAAGCUCGGCACGCUAGGGAAGUCGUGGAAAGUAGAAAGGAAACACAGAGACACCAAAGGCGUCUGCGUCCAGGAGAUGAGGGUCUCUCAUUUCGCCGUUCCUUUUUUGUCUGGGGGAGCCUGAGGAAAGCAGCGAUUUCGAGCGAACUGCAGGACAGAACGAAGGCGGAAAAUUCGCUUGCCUCGCCGCUUCAGCACCCUGAAAGUUCCACAUGAGGCACCCCCCCCCCGCGCAAUUGUGAAGCGAGUCAACUCCCCCCGCGCGGCUCUUGUUGUAUUUCCAGGUCGCAAGUGUGGCGUCCGAGGCGCCGAGAGAAAAGCUCUCUCGAGUUCACACCAAAAGCAAAUGUGCAUGCAGAAAACUUAGGGAACUAGAAAUGCGAAUCUGGGAGACACAAGUUUCAACACGGCCGGUGCAACCUAGGCGAAACUCGACAAACUGGAAAAAUGGGCUCACGCGCCUGCUCAUGUGCAUUUGUGAGAACUCGCGGACUGCUGUGCGACCUGCGGUGCACCUCGUUUCCAAUUUGAGAACGUGAUCGC
Molecule: messenger RNA, 2676 nt
Organism: Toxoplasma gondii ME49
Lineage: Eukaryota; Apicomplexa; Conoidasida; Eucoccidiorida; Sarcocystidae
Product: nucleoredoxin family protein
Exons: 8
Coding region: 412-1662 (416 amino acids)
Source: RefSeq, a predicted model, not a curated record